AUGCGCGUUAAAACGCUGAGGCAGAUAAAGAAUCAACGGGGACACCGGAAUAACCAGCAUAAUCAUCCGGCACACCACCACAGCCAUGGUGUCGCCAACGUUGCUGCCAUUGAUGCGCGGUUCCUGUCCCCCGAGAGACUGAACGCGAUCGUGAACUGCAUGAAUCCACCGUACAGGAUGCCGCCACAGCCGCUCGGUGCGUACGGUAUGCAGCAACACCAGCAGCAGCAGCAUGACCAUCCCCACCAUCACCCCAGCAUACCGGGCACGGCCUCGACGGAGGUGCACGUCCUCAACACGCCCCUGCGCACCCACUCGUCCAAGUUUCCGAUCGAACGAGAACUGAUACUGUCGUCCAACAAAAACUCUUCCAAGAUCCCGCUGAUGCAGGACAACCGCAACACGAGCAUUCCGGCCCUGCUGAACCGCUCCUCGACGUCCGCCAUCGGGCCGGAUCUGCCGGUGAAGCAAACGCAGGCAUGGAACCAGCCCCAGAUGGAGGUGAUGCACCCGGGCAUGUCCGGGUCGAUGCCUCGCACGAUCGUGCGCUUUCCCGAGGACGUCACGGCGCUGGCGUCGGACCGGGAAGUGUCCGGUCGGGAGAAGGACACGGUGAAAAAGUCGGUCACCAAAACGUACCACACGCUCAAGGACCUCAUCUCUUCGAAGUUCAAAAAGGACGGCCACGAGCAGGGCGACGAACUGAACAACGUCACCUCGAUGCUGCACGGCCAAUCGAACGUGGCCGACCUCCAGGGCCACCAGGGCCAGCAGUUGCAGGCACUCGGAGGCGGCGGUGGUGGCAAUCAGAGCGGAUCGUACCUGUACAGUUCGGCGUCGGACAACAACUUGCUGCAGGCCCAGUCGAACUUGAGCGUCGGGUGGCCUUCGGCGAGCCCGAACCACUCGCCGCUGUACUACCACAAAAAGUUUGCCGAUCCGGCCGACAGCUACGGUGCCGGUGACGUCGGUGGCACCGUUGUGAACGGGUUGCGUGGCUCGAAGGCACUUUCGCAACCACAGCUGAACGUUGGCGAGCCAAGCGGAGCGACGGGCCGAUCGAACGUGAUCAGUAUGAUGCCGGCGGCACCGGUGGACGGGACGGACAGUGACGACGGAGGCUUUCGACAGCACAGCAGCCGGGGGCACAACGGCCAGCAGCAGAUGCUACCCGGACGGCCAGCUCAGCAGCCUUCGUACGUGCAGAACUACCGUCACAAUCACACCCAGCAGCAGCACCAGCAACACCACAUGUCGUAUCAGCAGGCCAAACAGCGAUCGGCGAUCGAGGGAGGAUCAGCCGUUCAGUCCUUCAACACGCACACCACCGUGCUGGUUGGGGAGCAGUCGGUCCACCACGGUGGCGAGCACGGCAUGCAGAAGCACACCAUCUCGGUGGACACUCAUCACCGGCACCAUCCGCAGCAGCAGGAUGGUGGCUACGAGGCGGGGAACUACGACAAAAACGGUAACCACUCGUCGAACGUGGACUCCGGACGGGGUAGCUCGUCGAUGGCCACGGCAACCGGUGAGGCUCUGAUGGACAAGGGCAAGAGCAAGUCCGACAACGAAUGGAUCGAUGUAGUGGACGUGGAGCUGCGGAACAUUCUCGAGCCGGGCAUGAAAUCGAUGAACAUCCGGCCCGAAAGCACCCUGUCGGAGAGUGCGUCCUCGAUGUCACCCCCGUUGCCACCGCUCUCGCCGCACGACGGUUACAACAACAGCACGCAGCAUCAGCAGCAGUCGAGUCAAGCCAACAACAACCAUCACCAGCCAAGCAAACCGGCCGGGCCGAGUGCCGGGAAGCAGCAGAAACAGGAGUACGGCAUGGACACGUACAAUCGGGCCAGCAAAAACCCGCAACCGAUCGGCCCGUCGAAGGGUCAACCAUCGCCGAACACGAUCCAGAACUACAUGAACCACCUGAAGCUGUCCAGCAACAAGAAGCACGAACAGAAUGCCCUCAAAAAGCAUCUAUUUGGAUUGGACACGGACGCGGCCUCAGUCACCAAUACGACCCGUUCACUGGACCUGGAGUCCCUGCUCGGUGGGCCCUGGGACGGAGCGCAGUCGGUGUCGGAAUCGGAAACGGAUGGCGGUGGCCUGCAGCAGAUUCGCAACCAGCUCGAGGGGCUCGAAUCGAUGUACACCGAGGUACUGAAGAUGCUGGGCAACCGGAUGGCCACGAACGAGUCGGCUUUGCGGUCCGCGAACCGUAGCCGCCGCCGGCACGGUAGUAUGUCCUCGCUGCCGUCCAGCUCGAUCAGUGGCCGGCCGAUCCGCGAUCGGCGCCGGAUUGACGAGCGACGGAAGGUGCGCGACAUCAAGGGCAUCAACAAGCGUUUCCAGCGGCUCGAGUCGCACGUCGUCACGCUGGCCCGCAGUGUGGCCCACCUGUCGUCGGAGAUGCGCUCCCAGCACCUGGUGUCGCAGGAGCUCGAGGAACUGCGCAACGAUCUGGCGCUGCUGCGCUCGCAAUCGAUGCACAACCUACCGCUGCAUGCGAGCGGUGCGGCCGGUAACACCAGCGGGAACGCCCGGGAACCGAUCAACCUGACCAAUCCGAAGCGCGUCAAGAAGCUCACCAAAUUCUUCGGCGAAGAUCCGCCGCUCAUGAAGCUGUUCCUCAAGAAGCUUGGCUACGAGAAAUAUGCGCCCAUCUUCGAGAGCGAGCGUGUCGGAAUGAUUGAGCUGCCGUACCUCGGCGAGGAGCGCCUCCAGAAGAUGGGCAUACCGUUGGGGCCCCGGCUGCGAAUUCUGCAGGAAGCGCAAAUUUCACUCUGCCGCGAUACGACCCUCUGCAUCGUCUGA
Molecule: messenger RNA, 2811 nt
Organism: Anopheles bellator
Lineage: Eukaryota; Metazoa; Arthropoda; Insecta; Diptera; Culicidae
Exons: 7
Coding region: 1-2811 (936 amino acids)
Molecular function (GO): protein binding
Source: RefSeq, a predicted model, not a curated record